CUCAGCUUUUCCAAUAUUGUUUUUCUUUUUAUCAAAAUGAAAAGUUCUUGAAGUUGAUUCUUCAAAGAUGGUAUCAUAUCUAAGGUGGAUUUGGAUGUUCUUAAAUGCCUAAUUCACCCUGGAAAAAUUAAGGCAGACCACUUCGGAAUCUUGGGAAAGUUGUGGCCUUUCUGAAGGUUCUUAAUCUCCAGGGAAAGAAAUUCAUCAAUGGAAGAUAGGUGUGGUUAUUCGAGGCAGGGAAGUGGUGUGUGGAGAUCAUUGAGAGAUGGGGAUUUUGAGGAAGAAGAUGUUUGGGCAGUUCUUAAAGAAGGAAAAGAUUCUAAUACUAUCAAACUUGGCCAAUCCAUAGAAGAAUCAUCAUCAUCUGUUGUUACUGUUAGAAGACACCUCCCAAGUGCUGCAAGGAUGAUCCCAAGAACUUUCUCUGUUGUUAAUACCAGUUGCAGCAGCAAUAAUAUAGGCAGUUCUAGUUCAAGUUCCAGUCAUGAAGCUAAUGGUGGUGUCAAGCAGCAGCAAUCAGCUCCUGUCAACAUCCCUGAUUGGUCUAAGUUCUCUAGGAAGAACAAAUCAAAGAAGGGCUUAUCAUGGCAUGAUGAUGAUGAUGACGACUAUGACGAUGACGAUGAUCAUGAUUCUGGUGCCGAAGAAGAAGAAGGAUUCGAUUCCAAGUUGCCACCACAUGAGUUUCUUGCAAAGAGGCUUGCAAGGAGCCAGAUAUCGUCUUUCUCGGUGUUCGAAGGCGUUGGCCGGAAACUCAAAGGGAGGGAUUUAAGGAAAGUGAGGAAUGCAGUUUUGACAAGAACAGGUUUCCUUGAAUGAUGUUUUCAAGUAUAUGUUUAGUCCCUCUCCACAUUGAUGUAGUUUCAUAAAUGGUAGAAUGUGAAUUGUGGAAAGAGUUCUUUCUGUUUUCA
Hibiscus syriacus is the source of this 911-nucleotide messenger RNA. RefSeq lists its product as uncharacterized. The record is from RefSeq and is a predicted model, not a curated record. NCBI's taxonomy places the organism in Eukaryota, Viridiplantae, Streptophyta, Magnoliopsida, Malvales, Malvaceae. The transcript has 3 exons. Bases 208 to 819 code for a protein of 203 amino acids.